AUGGACGAUUUCUUCGUCAGCGGUGGCAAUGGUACAGGUGGCACCAGUACUACUACUGGAACGAUCAGCAAUGGCACAUUGGGAGGAUUACUUACUGGUGGCAAUGGAAAUGGUGGUGGUGGCAGUAAUGGUGGCAGCACGAAUGAUGGUAACGCUAGUGCGGUAGGAUCUAACUUUACUCGCAUCCGUUCGACAACGCGCUCUACGAUGGCCAAGGCGACGGCGGUACGUGUUUCCACAGGGAAAAAGUUUAGCCAGCUGCUUAUCAUCACACCGGCGGUUGCAAUCGACAGCAACGAGCAUGACGACUACCAUGGACCGUUUAAUUCGUCCUCGCUCGAUAGCGGUUGUGGUGGUAGCAGCGAAGGUAGUCUAUCGGAUGAUUUGCUCGAUGAGGAUGAACAGCGCAGACAGCGCCGUAGGCAUGCUGGACCGGGUGAUCGUAGAAAUAAUAAUGGCACAACACAGCAACUGCCCCCACUGCUUGGCGGCAGUAGAGAUCGUCGCGAUGGUGGUGGUUCUUCAUCGCAACAGGGAACUUGGCGAUGGUGUGGUUUAAUUUGCUCGGCAGUUAAAUGUUUCCGGGCGGCCGCAGCAACUACUGGAAGCCGUCGCUCACAGCAGGGUCCAUCGUCAAGGCAACCGCUUGCAGGCACUGCUGUACGCUAUACGACUUCGGAAGGAGCGUGGGGUGAGGAUAGGACUGGGCGUCGACAGGCUUCAUCUCGUUUCAGCAACAACCACGUGUACGAGUACACUAUCAAGAGCUACCACCAUCCGCAGCGUGAACGUCGUUCGAAUGGUGGAACAGUAUCGGUAACACUGCCAUCGACAGUAGGUAGUCGUUCCGCUUCAAUAUCGUCCGACUCGUCCGCACUGUCGGUGCUUGCAGAAGCAGUUACACUGGCCGAUCACGAUCAUAUCAACAACAAUAGCGCGGUAAACAAUAACGGUAACAUCCUUACAAAUUCAUCUGCAGGCGGUACAGCAGCUGGUACGACUUCACUCGUGGUCGCUACCACCUCGUCGGGAGAUUCUUCGCCAACGAUCGAAACAUCAGCGAUCGGAGGACGGGUGAACGAACGGCACAAUAUUAUGUAUAAAUUGUGA
Messenger RNA from Anopheles marshallii, 1110 nucleotides. Its product is annotated as probable GH family 25 lysozyme 3. The coding region runs from base 1 to 1110 and encodes 369 amino acids. The transcript is spliced from 2 exons. NCBI's taxonomy places the organism in Eukaryota, Metazoa, Arthropoda, Insecta, Diptera, Culicidae. The record is from RefSeq and is a predicted model, not a curated record.